CUUUGCGGUUUCCACAUGACGUGUUUCCGCAUCUGCGCAGUGGAGGGGAAGACGUCGAGGCGACACACAAGCAUGGCGGAGAAAAGCUCCGAGUCGAACACCGACAAUAAACAUCAAGAUUCGGUUAGCGACCCCGACAACAAUGACGACCACGUAUGUGAAAGUCAGGAGGCGGUAAAGACCUUCAAGGAUUUGGGAGUCACCGAGGUGCUCUGUGAGGCUUGUGAUCAACUGGGAUGGAAGACUCCCACAAAGAUCCAAGUGGAAGCUAUUCCAGUGGCCUUGCAAGGAAAGGAUGUUAUCGGCCUGGCAGAGACGGGAUCAGGAAAGACGGCUGCCUUUGCUCUGCCCAUCCUCCAGUCACUGCUGGCGUCACCACAAAGGCUCCACACCCUGGUCCUCACCCCCACCAGAGAGCUGGCCUUCCAGAUCGCCGAGCAGUUUGAGGCCCUGGGUUCCAGCAUCGGUGUCAAGUGUGCUGUCGUAGUUGGAGGAAUUGACAUGAUGUCCCAAUCUUUGGUGUUGGCCAAAAAACCCCACAUUGUCAUCGCCACACCUGGUCGACUAAUAGACCACUUGGAGAACACGCGGGGCUUCUCAUUGCGAGCGCUGAAGUUUCUAGUCAUGGAUGAAGCAGACAGAAUCCUUAACAUGGACUUUGAGACCGAGGUGGAUAAAAUCCUGAAAGUGAUUCCCAGGGACAGACGCACCUUCUUGUUCUCCGCCACUAUGACCAAAAAGGUCCAGAAACUAGAGCGGGCGGCGCUUAAAGACCCAGUCAAGUGUGCCGUUUCCACCAAGUACUCCACUGUAGAUAAACUGCAGCAGUAUUACAUCUUCAUCCCAUCCAAGUUCAAGGACUGUUACCUGGUCUCCAUCCUCAACGAGCUGGCUGGCAACUCCUUCAUGAUCUUCUGCAGCACCUGCAACAAUGCCCAGCGGGUGGCGCUCUUGUUGAGGAAUCUUGGCAUCACUGCCAUCCCUCUCCACGGCCAGAUGAGUCAGACCAAGCGUCUGGGAGCUCUCAACAAGUUCAAGUCCAAGUCACGCUCGGUGCUGCUGGCAACAGACGUGGCUUCCAGAGGACUGGACAUUCCACACGUGGAUUGUGUCAUCAACUACGACAUCCCCACACACUCCAAGGACUACAUCCACAGAGUUGGGAGGACAGCCAGGGCAGGAAGAUCUGGGAAGUCCAUCACCUUUGUCACCCAGUACGAUGUGGAGCUGUUCCAGAGGAUUGAAACCCUGAUCGGGAAGAAACUUCCUGCCUUCCCCACCCACGAGGAGGAGGUGAUGAUGUUGGUGGAGAGGGUCAGCGAGGCCCAGAGAUUUGCCAGGAUGGAAAUGAAGGAGCAAGGUGAUAAUAAAAAGAAAAGACACCGAGACGCAGACGACGACGACACCGAGCAAGCGAGCGGCGUGAGGAAGAAGGUGAAAGGAGGCUCGGGGGCGGGGCGAGGAGGCGGGAAGAAGAGGGGCGGCGCCGCCUGGAGAGGCGGACGCUGAGGCCAGCAACUUAACCCCAGACUGUACAUAACAACCACAUCAUCUUAGCUGGUCAUCUGGUCAGGUACUGCAACCUUCCCUCCGGACACCAGAGGGAGCUGUUUCUCUCUAAAAACCACCCAGUGCAUCUUUUUCAUGCUCGGAGUUCAGCUUCAAUAGCACAAUAUAUUUGUCACUUGAAGCUAUUAUGGAGCCAAAAGUUGCUUUCCCGUACUCGCUGGUUUGUGAUGGAAUAUCUUUCCAUCUUUUCUAACCCUAACCAAUACUAAAAAACAUUCCUUGACAAAAUACAGAAACUACCAAUAUGAAUCUUUCACAAAUAAAACAGAGAAAAUAAGGUCA
Molecule: messenger RNA, 1851 nt
Organism: Nerophis lumbriciformis (worm pipefish)
Lineage: Eukaryota; Metazoa; Chordata; Actinopteri; Syngnathiformes; Syngnathidae
Gene: ddx47
Product: DEAD (Asp-Glu-Ala-Asp) box polypeptide 47
Cellular component (GO): cytosol
Molecular function (GO): RNA helicase activity; nucleic acid binding; ATP binding
Source: RefSeq, a predicted model, not a curated record